AUGGGUUCAGUGAAGAAACUAGCCAAGAAGGUGAAGUUCGACCGCGAGUCAUCGCAAUAUGAGUGUUUGCCUCAGGAGAGAGAAAUGCGAUCUCCUUCCGCAGCCCCAAUUGGGUUUUUGGCAAUCUAUGUUGGAGAGGAGAGACGAGGAUUCGUGGUGCCAACAAGAUACCUCGCUCAUCCUCUAUUCAAAAUAAUGUUAGAGAAGGCCUACGACGAGUUCGGGUUUAAGCAAAGUGAUGAGCUAGUGGUUCCAUUUAGUGUUACUACUUUCCAAGAGGUGGUAAAUGCUGUGGAGUGCUGCAAUGGAAGGUUUGAUUUUGGAAAUUUGGUUGAUGAGUUUAUUUAG
Ilex paraguariensis (yerba mate) is the source of this 348-nucleotide messenger RNA. The record is from the annotation of a GenBank genome assembly. NCBI's taxonomy places the organism in Eukaryota, Viridiplantae, Streptophyta, Magnoliopsida, Aquifoliales, Aquifoliaceae.